Miniopterus natalensis is the source of this 5220-nucleotide messenger RNA. RefSeq names its product family with sequence similarity 168 member B (gene FAM168B). The record is from RefSeq and is a predicted model, not a curated record. Lineage: Eukaryota; Metazoa; Chordata; Mammalia; Chiroptera; Miniopteridae.
GCCCCAGAGACCCGACAGCGAGGCUCAACCCACGCGACGAAGUAGGCCUCCGCGGCGCUCUCUGCUUGCGGAGCCCCAACGUCAAGCCAGUCCCGAGCAGACGUGUACUCGUCCUCCAGGCCUAGAAGGCCACCGCUGCGCGUUCUUAAAGUCAUGAAUCCUGUUUAUAGUCCUGGUUCUUCUGGGGUUCCCUUUGCAAAUGCCAAAGGGAUUGGUUAUCCAGCGGGUUUCCCCAUGGGCUAUGCAGCAGCAGCUCCUGCCUACUCCCCCAACAUGUACCCUGGAGCAAAUCCUACCUUCCAAACAGGUUACACUCCUGGCACACCUUACAAAGUGUCCUGUUCCCCUACCAGCGGGGUGGUGCCACCGUACUCCUCCUCCCCCAACCCCUACCAGACUGCUGUAUACCCUGUGCGAAGUGCCUACCCCCAGCAGAGCCCAUACGCACAGCAAGGCACAUUCUACACACAGCCCCUGUAUGCAGCACCCCCUCACGUCAUCCACCACACCACGGUGGUGCAGCCCAACGGCAUGCCGGCGACAGUGUACCCUGCUCCCAUCCCUCCACCAAGAGGCAACGGGGUCACCAUGGGCAUGGUGGCUGGGACCACUAUGGCCAUGUCAGCAGGUACUCUGCUGACUGCCCACUCCCCAACUCCUGUCACCCCUCACCCAGUCACUGUGCCCACGUAUCGGGGUCCAGGAACGCCCACCUACAGCUAUGUGCCCCCUCAGUGGUGAUCGAUCACCUGCAAAUGUUUGAGGAUGGAGCUGUGCAGUCACAUCAUGGAUGUUCCACAGCUGGUGCUGCAGGCCUCGUGCCUCCAACCAGGACUUUCUUCUUAAUGCUCUCGACACUUAGCUAAACACUACUAUGGCCUGGCCUUGCAGAUCUCAGUGCCAUUAGUCUCCAACUAACUGUGGGUUGGUCAUAAUCCUGUUUUGGGGCUGCCUGGCAAUUUUUUUAGCUAACUGUAAUGAUAAAAAGGGAGUAUUAAAUGUAUUCUGAAAUCAUAUCUAGUUGCAUGCAUGUUUAAAAAAACAAACACAAAAACAAAGCUUGCUCAAACUACCUGCAGUGACUGAUGCAAAACCAUCAUAUGCAAAAUCCAAAGGAACGGAAAAAUAUUUUACAACUUGUAUCACUAAUGCAGUGUUGUAAUAUAUGCAGAGUCUUAAAGAUGUGUUAAAGUGGAUUUCUUCAUAGAACAUCUGAAAUCUCUUAAGCGAUUCUUCAACCUUUGGGGUUGAUGUGGGUUGCCAGUUGGAAACACAAAAUUUGAGUUUUUAGCCAUCUGUUUCUUUCACACUGAUUGCACUGGAAGAGAGUUGCAGGGACGGGGAGUGUGGGGUGGGCCACAGCUACAUGGGAUAGCCAGGUUAAUGGGCAUCCCUGUCUUUUCAUUUAAGCUUGUGGGAUCAGUGUGAUGUGGACAUUCUUAAAAGAUCAUGAAAGAUUAGAGUUGUAUGGCCAGUACAUUUAGGGGUAAGAGGCAGUUUGUCUGUCAGCAAAGCAGUUUUCUCUAGAUUGCUAUAUAAAUUUUCAUUAUAAACCUAUUACAGACAGAGAUGCUGUUUUUUGUAUCUUUAUUAGAAAAGCCCUAUGUAGAAUUAAAUUACUUUCCUGGGGUGGAAGAUAUGUGAAAUAAACAGACAGACUUGGAGAAGGUAUUGUUCUCUUCUUGAUUUAACUUAGAAAAUCAUUUCUGUUUUUCCUUUCCUGAGAAAUGUUUGAGUUAGCUGAAAACAUAUGUAGGCAUUGCUAUUCUUUCCCCCACAAAGAAGGGUAAAGAUAUCUCAGCUGUCCUGAAGAAAGUUGUAUAUUUAAGAACUAUUAAAAAGGGAACAAAACUUUAUUUCAAAUUGAUUACUUGUUGAGAGGUGUAGGGCCAUGGCUAUGUUUGGGUCUGUCCACUUGAUGGGGACUUAAUCCUCUGAGACCAUGUAGAGCUGGUUUUGGGAGGUGAGGGAAGAAGACCUGAUGUCUGUUGUUUGUGAGCCUCUUUUGCCAUCUCUACUGGCAGCUGAGGGCACUCAUCACAUAGCAGGUAUGGACAGCAAAGGGUCAGGCAGCAUCAGAAUGCAUUUGCCUGCCGGGGUUUAUUAUAGAAAGGAUUUUUGUGUUUAAAAUAUGAAUAUUGUACAUAAGAAAUCAAGGAUUUUUUUUUAUUUUUUUUUUGCCUAAAUGGGCUCAACUUGUAUUGAUAGGAGUGAGCCUGUUCUCAGAUAAAGUCAGAGUGAGUCUCAGCAGUUUAUCAGACAGGUUGGGGGAAGGGUGUUCCCCUGUUCCACCCCAUCAUUGUUUCAGGUGCUGUGUACUUUGGUUAGGGAGGGGACCCUACUCUUCUUAUGUCUCUGGCAACUAGGUCAGGGCUCUAGCUCUGAUUAGGCAUUCAGUCAGAUUGGUGAGUGGGACUCUGAGCCUUUGGUAACCUUAUUUUUUAUAGUAAGUAUUCUUCGUAAUGUUUUUUCGCAUAUUAUUUUAUAAGAAGUUUAAGAAUAUUUUUGCAUGGGUCAUUAUAAAGGAAAGAUUUCUUAUUCCUAAUGUCUGUUAACAUAGUGUGUUUACUGAUAAGUACUUUAAAUUGCUUCAUGAGCACUUAACCUGUAUGUGUGUGUGUGUGUACACUUAUUAAACUUUUGUGUUGUAAUUCCAUCUGUAUAGUGGAUGGUUUAUAAUCAGUAGAUUCCAGGAACUGAACUGACCAAGUAACAGAGAACUCAGUUUCCCUAAUUUAGUGUAGUAGGUAGGAGAAAAUGUGAUUUUAGUGUAUGCUUUUAAAACAUCCCAAACAACAAAAUGGGAAAACAUACACAUACACAUACACAUACACAUACACACACACACAUAUGGCUACCUGUAAGGGGUGGAGUCAUUUGAAAUCAAGAGGAAGCUAUUUGAAGUUAUAUAGGAUGUUUCUUUAGGCUUGCUUGAGACUUGGCACAUACAGGGUGAGUGUUUUCACAAGCACUAAAUUAAAUGGUGUUUUCAAGAGAAAGCAGAAUGAGUUGCAUUUUCCGCCAUUUAUAUUAGCUUCAUAAACACUUUCCCCCUAUAAUUUUCUUUUUAAAUCUUUUCCCUUUUGUCAGGUUGAACUGAGAGACAUUACCAAAUACUUUUGCAUUACGGAAUACAUCUUUUCAAUUUGAAACUAUCAGGGCAUCAGCUAUCAAAUAUGAUGGUGAAAUGUAGAUCUUGUCUGGUGUGUAUGAAUCUGGACUUAUGAACAGUAAAAGUAUGAUAGAUUAUAAUUUUAGCAGUGUUUUUAAUUCUUCCUAGUACAAUUAACUGAGGAAUAGAAGUCCUGUUAUAAACUUGCAUAAUUUGAUAUCCAACGCACAAUAAUGUAACAUUUAAAGAAAUUUGGCUUCCUAAUUUGUGAGUCUUUUAGCUGAAUUGCAGUUCUUUUAUAAGUUGAGACAGGCAACUUCAUGGACAUCAGGGACAUGGACAUCAUCAUGGGUAUUUAAUUUGUUUUGUUUUACAGCCUCUUCCCUAAAGUUUAGGAGGUCUGUUUCCCUGCUUAUGGAACUCUUGUUUGGCCCUGGGCCGGAUGACUUAGUGUUUAGCAAUGAACAAGCCAUGGUCCCAUUAACUCACUGCCUCUGAGAAGGGAGGACAACAUUAGGGCUAGGGCCAUUUGUGGUAAACAGGCACAGAGGUGCUUCCAGAACCUUUUAUGUUUCUUGUGUUAAAUCUUUUCAGAGCAUUCUCGUUGGUGUGGUUAUUAGGCCUACCCCUUGCUAUUCUGUGAAUGUUUCUUGUGUGCAGUGCAAAUGUAGUAUUUAUAGGAGAUAGAGGAAGGUUGUGAGGCUUAGGCUGGGCACCUACCUGAUCAUUAAGCAUUCUGCCCUUCCCAGUUUGGAAAGACAAUGCCUGACUCUCUCUGGUAGCAUCAUAACUUCAAAUAAUGAGAGGAAAUAUAUUCUUAAGGCACUUUGGAUAUGCUAAUAUCUGGCAGUUGUCCCCUUAUAUGGGUUUCUGUGAAUGUGCCUGCCAGUGGUGGUGGAAGGAUGGUAAACACAGGCCACAUCAAUAGUGGAGCCUGUUUUAAAAUGAAAACCCAGACUUUUCCUGUCCUUUGGAAACAGUAUUACUCUGACCAAUUAGGCGACCUUCUCCUCAUCUGGCCGCUAACAGCAGAUGGAUGACCCAGUCAUUCCCAUCCUGAGCAUUGCCGAGAAAGGACAGAACAUCUGAUAUCCUCCAUUGGGUGCAAAGGCAGUUUAAGGGUGCAUGGUUUGAGGUUGGAUGCAAUUUCUGGUCCUUCUCUGGUGCUUUCUAUGGUAUAGGGAUGUCUGUAAAGAGGAGUGUGGUUGGCUUAGGGAAAGGGCAGACUGUUCAGCUCUCCUCCCUGGCACAUCUCAAGUGUGUAUAUGUGUGUGUCAUUCCACGUGUCCCCCUGUGUCCUUGUCCCUGAGUUUCCUGAAGGUACAGCAGACUUGAGUAGACUGCAGAUGACACGCUUCAGAGGAGGGUCUGAUCUUUUCAGGUAGAAAGUUGCAAAGUUGAUCUUUACAUGUUUCAGAGGAUUUGUCUCUUUAUCCACCCUAUUCACUUGAACAGAAAACCUGUGGAAUCACUUUAUAAGAGUCCCCAGGACUAAAGUCAACUCACUUGGGACAGGGACAGAGGAGAUGCAGACAUCUCUGUCCAGGGAAUCUGAAUGAGCUAUGGGAGAUGAUAUUCUCUCGGAUUUGUACAUUGGAGAUGACAGGCUGCUCAUCUCAGCCUCCUGAGCCCUGUUGGAGUCUCCCCAGGUCCUUGUGCAGAUGACUGAUUAGUGAGGUGGAUCUGAGGCCAGCACUCUUGCACGCCAUGCAGGAUUGUUCUGACAGCCACUUGAAGGAGAGGCACCAAGGAGUCACAUAGGUUGUAACUGACUAGGAAAUGGUUCCUUUUAAAAAAAUUUUUUAAUGAUUUCUAAAUACUGUUUUUUAGACUGUUCUCUUGGUAUAUUUUUAAGCUUAAGGUCAGCAUUGUCUUCCAGUGUUAAAGGUAUCCUUCACCUCUGCAUUGAACUUAGGUGUCAAUCAAUACAAAGGAAUGGAAUAUCCAUCCUGAGCCAGUUCUGUUAUGUGUAAAUUCAUACUGUUUUAAUUUUUUAUGCAAUUUGAUAAGUAGAUGAGUUCAGAUUUAAAAUUAUUAAAAGCACGUGUAUUGUAACAAGAGUUAUGUAUUAACACUGCAGUUUUCAAUAAAGAUGAACUUGUGUUGCA